Molecule: messenger RNA, 531 nt
Organism: Kockovaella imperatae
Lineage: Eukaryota; Fungi; Basidiomycota; Tremellomycetes; Tremellales; Cuniculitremaceae
Exons: 4
Coding region: 1-531 (176 amino acids)
Source: RefSeq, a predicted model, not a curated record
AUGUUCGCCAACAUCAUCGCCGUCGCUGCCUUUGGAGCUCUCGCUGCCAUUGCCUCGCCCACUCCCGAGAAGCGAGGAGAGUACCACACUGUCACCCUCAUCAACAACUGUGGUGUCGGAACUGCCGCAUUCGAAGUCGCCGGAGGAAAGAUGUACUACGGCACCACGACCCUUGAUGGACCCGUCGAAGGUGGCCUCGCGUGGAUCACUGGAGCCUACGGAUGUGGAGAUGCCAACGGUCUCAACUGUGGAGAUGUCGAGUUCACCCUCGUGAACCCCACUUCUUCCAACGGUUACGCGCAAACCGCCGCCGACUACUCGCUCCAGCAGAACAGUGGUCAGACCCACUCUUACAAAUACCCCAUGGACUUUAGGUUCGACGGCUGCAACCCUACUCCUUACACUCCAGGAGAAUGCACAGGACCUACCCAAUCCGAUUGCCCCGGAGCUUUCGUCGGAACCGAUGCCACUGACGGUACCGUCUUCCAAUGCUCCAACGACAACGUCGGAAUCACCAUCACCUUCUGUUAG